GUAUUUACAUCACAUUUAUCGUGAACUCUGAAAAUGUACACAAUUGCAGUCAUGUUCAUAACAACCUUGGAAUUCAAGAUUUGCAAUGGUGUUUUGUAUUUCUACGUUUCAAAUCACGACUUUUUGGAAAGCCUUGACAUUGGAAAUAUUUUCGGUGGGCAGUGUUUCACUGGAGUUCUUGAUAAAAAGGGGCUUAACGCUCUCCCAGUAUUUUUUUUCGAAUUCAGUAUACCAAAAUUCCUGAUAAAGUAUCAUAUAUUAAUUUUUCGGAUUCUUUCGCGUUACAAUCUUGCGAUGAUGUCGAAGUGGAUUUUUCUUUCGUUGGUCCUGAUGGUUGUGUUUGCAAAGGCACAAGGACAAGGGCCAACGAUUAGUUGUUGGUGCAAUCUGUGGCAAAUAUUCACUAGGACGUGUUCCUGUCUUGUUUCCACCACUUCCACCACAAUUGCACCACCAACCAUGGCACCUGUGCCUAUAAUAAACAAUGUGACCAAUCCUUGAUAGCACACAAUAUCAGGCAACAUUUAUUGUUAACUGAUAUCCAUUUACACGUGAAUAAAAGUUGAAAUGAAAUGAAAUGAAAUGAAACAUACACACAUACACCACAAUUGAACAUCUUUAAUUAACCCCAGAUGUAUAUAUUCGAAAAAUUAAACUUGUUUAUUCAUGCUACAAAUUUUACUGUCAAAUUGAUCGAAUAUCAUAGAGACUUGAAUAAAAUGCAAACUUACUGAUUA
Molecule: messenger RNA, 737 nt
Organism: Folsomia candida
Lineage: Eukaryota; Metazoa; Arthropoda; Collembola; Entomobryomorpha; Isotomidae
Exons: 3
Coding region: 34-501 (155 amino acids)
Source: RefSeq, a predicted model, not a curated record